AUGCCAAACCAGAUUCGCGACAUUGCCUCUAUCGAUAAGGAGACCUAUCCUUACAUCUUCGAGCAGAAUGUCACCGUCAAGCUGCGCAGUAACACCGGACUUGUGCGUUUGAAUGUUUAUCGUCCCAAAGGUGCUGAGAAGGUUCCCGUCAUCAUAACAUACGGGCCAUACGGAAAAGACACACCCUACGAAGAAUUCCUCGCGCAUUCGUUCCACGACGUCAACCCGAAGCACAAGACCAUUCCAGAGCAUUCGGCAUUCGAGACACCAGACCCGAAAUUUUGGACCGACGAAGGCUAUGCGGUCGUUCGCGCAGAUGAAGUCGGUAUUGGUCAAUCACCAGGUGUGGCCGACACUAUGUCAAAGUCCACUACCGAUGCUUUCUUCGAAGUGAUCGAGUGGGCCGCAGAUCAGCCAUGGUCCAACGGCAAGGUUGGUCUUCUGGGUAUCAGUUACUUCGCUGGCAGCCAGUGGCGUGUUGCAGCCCGACGCCCUCGCGGUCUUGCUUGUAUCAUCCCCUAUGAAGGCAUGGCAGAUUAUUAUCGCGAUCGUUGCCGUCAUGGUGGCAUCUUGACUGCACCUUUCCUCGGGUUCUGGUUCAACAGACAAGUAAAGUCGAACCAGUACGGACUUCCCAACCGGUCCAAGAACCAACGUGGCCCAGACACCAUCGAAGGUGAUCUGUCUGAAGAAGAGCUCGCGAACAACGUUCGUGAUCAGUUGCUCGACAACUCGAAGAGUUUCUUCCGCGAUGAGGAAUACUAUGCCUCCCGCGACUACAACCUGGAAGACAUUGAGGUUCCUUUGCUUUCGGUCGGAAAUCUCGGUAACAUUGUCGUUCAUCUUCGCGGAAACAUCGAAGCGUUUGUGCAAGCAGGCUCGCAGUACAAGUUUCUCCGUCUCGGCUCUGGUAGACACGAUCUGCCCUUCUACAACGACGCCGACGUUGAGCUCCAAAAGAGUUUCCUCAGCGCGUUCUGCAAAGACGAUGACUACGCAGGCUGGACCCAAGGUAAGAAGCCGGCGGUUGAGCUUGCCAUACGCAAAACACCUUUCAAGCAUGACACCAUCGAAGCGGCAUCCGGUCGUGCUUUCCAAUUCCGUCAUGAAAACGAAUGGCCUUUGGCGAGGACUGCCUACACCAAAUACUACCUGACACCGGAUCUUGCUUUUACACCAGACCAGCCAAGCUGCUCGUUCCAUAAGCGCCUAUCCUAUCCAGCUCUGACCGUCCCUGAUGACAACUCGUAUGUUCGUUUCAUGACCAACGCUUAUGAGCAAGAUAUCGAAAUCACUGGUCAUAUUGUUGCACACGUCAAUGUGUCUGUAACGCCCGAGCUGACCGGAGGAACGCCUAAGGACAUUGACAUCUUUGUCACCAUCCGCCACUGGGCAGCAGAUGGAUCUGAGGUCUUCUACACAGGCUCGAUCGGCGACCCUGUGCCUGUGAGUAAAGGCUGGCAACGCGUGAGUCUGCGUAAGGUCAACACAGAGCACCCGAACCAUCGAGAGUACAGGCCUUGGCGCGACUACUUCUCCACGGACGUGCAACCUGUGAUUCCAGGCGAGAUUUACGGCCUAGACGUCGAGGUCUGGCCUACCCAAAUCGUCUUACAGAAGGGCGAAAGGCUGUCUUUCGAGAUCAGUGGCGGAGACACGCAGGGCGUUGGAAUCUUCAGCCACGAAUCGUCCGAGAGAUCACCGGAGCGCUUCGGGGGCAUCAACCAUCUUCACUUCGGCCCCAAGUACAGCAACUACGUCGUGCUCCCAAUAAUUCCAGCGUAG
Messenger RNA from Aureobasidium subglaciale EXF-2481, 1785 nucleotides. RefSeq lists its product as uncharacterized. Gene Ontology annotation, molecular function: dipeptidyl-peptidase activity. The record is from RefSeq and is a predicted model, not a curated record. Lineage: Eukaryota; Fungi; Ascomycota; Dothideomycetes; Dothideales; Saccotheciaceae. Bases 1 to 1785 code for a protein of 594 amino acids. The transcript is spliced from 3 exons.